AGAGUUGACCAUUGGAUUAUCACCUGUCAUGAGUUGGUCAUCACUUUGCCAUCGGCGGCUAGGACAGGUCAGUGUCCGGUCCAUAUUUGGUAGCCUGGAUAAUCAGGAGCGUUUCGUGAUCGAACAUUCUAAGUACUGCAAAGCUGCAGAUCCCUCGAGGACGGUACUUAGCUUCUGCUAGUCCCAUAGCAUAUAAGGCACUGAACGAAUGACUGAUCAAACAAUAAAUCGCGACUCCCCCGGCAAGCGGACUUGGGAGUGCGGCCCCGCUUCAGGUCUGGUGUACGGGGCGACAUACUUGACCUGCGAAGAUCUGUGGGGCACGAACUCCGGCUAGGCCUGGCUCUAGGGCCCAUGAUUGCUCCAAAAUGCCCGGAUGUAGACACCCGUAUUUGAGAGCACCGGGGAAACCUAAAACCUCGUCCUGCGCCUGCGUCUCUGUCCCCGCGCGGCCUGUCCCGCCCACCAGCUGCCUAUUGGUUUCUACUGACUGCCUCUCGGAAGGCCCGCCCUCUUAAAGGAGAAGAAAACCCCAGUAGUCCAGAACCUUAACUACCUGACUUUAUCACGCAACCAAUCACCAGCAGCGAUCUUUAGCCUUGUCCAAUGAGAUUGGGCACAGGGUCACGGCCCGCGGAGUUUGAUUUUCGUCCAGGAACGCGGAAGUAGUGAGCCUGUCCUGGAGAACAGCAGGUUGUGUGGGACACGGGAGGAGGCGGCAGCGCCUACCCUGGAGUUACCCCGGCUGAACGAGGGGCUCCAGGGCUCAGCCCCGGGUCAGUGGGGGCGUCGUUACCACCUGUGGCCUGCAAGCCGCGGCGCGCGGGCCGACACAGGUCUGAGCGUUCCUGGACACGUCUGAGCAGUUCUGGACCAGCACUAGCGCACGCCUGGCUUCGUCGACUGAGGAUUUCGAGGCAGGGUGCCUUAACGACCGCAUCUUGACGUUCCGGUGUUUGCUGGGAGGCUCGGCUUCGGAGGAAGGUAUUAAGAAACUGAUGAUGUUUUCUUGAAUUUGCUUCUGUAUUUGCUUCAUCAAUGUCUUUCAUACUGAAUAUUUUAAGAGAGAUGCUGGAAUAUUUUGGUGUUCCCAUGGACCAGGUUUUGCAUAUUUGGAUUAAUAAAGACUAUGGAUCAACUCGGAGUAUUGUUCGUAUUAUUGGGAAAAUUCUUCCUUUAGAACCUUGUCGCAGACCUAAUUUUGAGUUGAUCCCAAUCCUGAACUCUGUAGAAUCUGGUAACUGUGGAUCUGUAAUUCCAUCUUUUGCUGAUAUUUUGUGUGUGGCAAAUGAUGAAGAAGCCAGAUAUGUCAGAUUUCGAAAUGGUAUAUGGAAAAAUGAGGAAGAAGAGAAAAGUAAAUUUUUUCAUCCAGGGCAAGUAGUUUGGGAUCCAUUGUCACCUGCUCCAAGACAUAACAAACCAAUGAAAAAUGAUCAGCCUGUAAGUGAAGCUGCAAUUAAAAAAAUAGCUGCGCUUGAAGAUGAACUAACUUUUCUUCGCUCUCAGAUUGCUGCAAUUGUGCAAAUGCAGGAACUGAAAAACAGUACCAAUUCUGGCUCCUUUGACUUCAGUGAUGGGCCUGGUGAUUUGGGACAAAUGCCAUCAUCAGAGACUGCUCAACUGAGUGUCGGAUCAGAUCCAUUUUCAAGUUCAGGUCUCCCCUGUCCUCCUCCUCCACCUCCACUGCCCCCUCAGUUUUCUUCUCUGCAGCCUCUAUGGUCUCCUCUUGUACAACCAGGAUCUAAUAAUACUUGUGCCUCAGAUAAUUCAGCAACUGAAAUGAAAAAACAGCACCCAGGUGCUAGUAAGACCAAUUACAGUCGUCAUUCAAAAAACCAGAAAAACCAGGAUGUUCCAAACAUGUUGGAUGUUCUCAAGGAUAUGAAUAAGGUUAAACUUCGUGCUAUUGAACGGUCACCUGGAGGCAGACCCAUUCAUAAGAGGAAAAGACAGAAUUCACAAUGGGAUCCAGUGUCUUUAAUAUCCCAGGCACUUAAGCAGAAAUUUGCAUUUCAAGAUGAUGAUUCCUUUGAGAAAGAAAAUAGGUCUUGGGAGUCGUCUCCAUUUUCCAGUCCAGAAACUUCAAGGUUUGGACAUCACAUUCACAGUCAGAACUAAACGAAGAACUGGCAAACAAAAGGUGUGAACAAUCGAGCUGUGUCAACACUGUUACAAGGAAAGACUGUAGAAAUAUGCUGGCAUGCCUUUCAGUACAGCUUAAUCUUCUGUUAAUGAAGUUAAUCGAAGUCUGUACACUGGGGUGUAUUAGCGCAGAGGUCUGAAGAGGGUUGACUCUUAAGAAUACCUGUGUGGUUUUGGAAGAUCCAGCAACUGGAUCUGAUGAUACCGUGUUUCCCUGAAAAUAAGACCUAGUCGGACAAUCAGCUCUAGUGCGUCUUUU
Messenger RNA from Rhinolophus ferrumequinum (greater horseshoe bat), 2401 nucleotides. RefSeq names its product mitochondrial fission regulator 2 (gene MTFR2). The transcript has 8 exons. The record is from RefSeq and is a predicted model, not a curated record. Gene Ontology annotation, biological process: aerobic respiration; mitochondrial fission. The coding region runs from base 1039 to 2118 and encodes 359 amino acids. Gene Ontology annotation, cellular component: mitochondrion. NCBI's taxonomy places the organism in Eukaryota, Metazoa, Chordata, Mammalia, Chiroptera, Rhinolophidae.